Molecule: messenger RNA, 440 nt
Organism: Bicyclus anynana (squinting bush brown)
Lineage: Eukaryota; Metazoa; Arthropoda; Insecta; Lepidoptera; Nymphalidae
Product: U-scoloptoxin(19)-Tl1a-like
Exons: 3
Coding region: 92-424 (110 amino acids)
Source: RefSeq, a predicted model, not a curated record
UUGCAUAUAAAUGUGGUAACACUUACAUUGUAGAGUACGUGUACUGAGUUGAUUGUCAUUUGUCAACUGUUGGUGUGUUAGGUAACUCGGGAUGUUGAGAAAAUGUGUUAUUUGUAUUGUUAUGUGUGUUGUCGUGUGUUAUGUGGAGGCGAAAGAAGCGUACUCGCCUGGUGAGAGGGAAUGUAUGAAAUACGGCGGGCUGUGUGUAUUAGAGGGAACCUGCCGUGAAGGCAACUUGGCGCGCACGCAGGGACUUUGUCAAACUGAGCCUAAACGCAUGGAAUGCUGUCACGGACUUCCGAAGACAGCUACGGGAUGUCACGCACAAGGUGGAGAAUGUUUUCCUGGAUCCUACAGAUGCCAGAGACAAAUCAGCGCCGAUGACUGUAUUGAAGGCGAAACAUGCUGCCUAUUAACGCAUUAAAAAUGUAUCUUUUCAA